This is a messenger RNA of Arabidopsis thaliana (thale cress), 767 nucleotides long. RefSeq names its product CLAVATA3/ESR-RELATED 5 (gene CLE5). The record is from RefSeq and is marked reviewed. Gene Ontology annotation, cellular component: extracellular region. The coding region runs from base 130 to 474 and encodes 114 amino acids. Lineage: Eukaryota; Viridiplantae; Streptophyta; Magnoliopsida; Brassicales; Brassicaceae. The transcript has a single exon.
UGAAUUGGAUUUGGUUUUAGUUUGUUGUGGAUCCCAUCAUGUUCUCCCCACUCAUGACCCAAACUUCUCGAUUCAUAACCUAUUCAAUUUAUGUUUGUGUUCCUCAUUUUCUAUAAAUAGAAAACCUCAAUGCAUACAAAGCCAUCAUACUCUCUCAAUAUCAUCUCAUUUUGCAUCUCUCUCUCAACUCCCACCCCUCCAAAUUCACCUUUAAUUUCUUCCUCUAUUAUGGCGACUUUGAUCCUCAAGCAAACUCUAAUCAUACUCCUAAUCAUAUUUUCAUUACAAACCUUAAGUUCUCAAGCUCGAAUCCUCCGUUCAUAUCGUGCCGUGUCCAUGGGCAAUAUGGAUAGUCAGGUUCUCCUACAUGAACUCGGGUUUGAUCUCUCUAAGUUCAAAGGUCAUAACGAGAGGCGAUUUUUAGUGAGUUCCGACAGGGUUUCACCCGGAGGUCCCGAUCCACAACACCAUUGAAUGAUCGAUACCUAAAUAAAUACUUUACCGAAGAUCCAAGCACAAAUAAUGUGACUGAUUCAUCAUCCAUCUAUGCAAGUCAUCAUAUGAUUAUCGCUCUUUCUAUGUUUUUCUUUCCUCUCUUUGUUUUUCAUAAAACCUUACGUACAACUUUGUUGUAUCAAGGUUUUGGUAUCCUUGUACCACACAUUACCUUAAUACACCAAGCUUUUUCUCUGUGUGUUUUCUUGUGUCUCUAAUGAGUUUCCUUUUAUGUAACAGCCAUUGGCUAAUAAUUAAUGUUCCCCGGUUUU